Messenger RNA from Hypomesus transpacificus, 3879 nucleotides. It is a transcript of the gene dlgap1b, whose product is annotated as discs, large (Drosophila) homolog-associated protein 1b. Gene Ontology annotation, molecular function: molecular adaptor activity. NCBI's taxonomy places the organism in Eukaryota, Metazoa, Chordata, Actinopteri, Osmeriformes, Osmeridae. Gene Ontology annotation, biological process: signaling. The record is from RefSeq and is a predicted model, not a curated record. Gene Ontology annotation, cellular component: postsynaptic specialization; glutamatergic synapse.
UCAGUGUUAGUGUUUAUUCAGUUAGGAUAAAAUCCCACUUACAAUAACACAAAGGAUUAAUUCCAGCCGUGCUUGCUGAUUUCCGAACGUUAAUUUUCUGUCUUGUCCCAACAUAAGUUUGUUCCAGAUGGAGGACAAGGGGAAAGACUUUAAGGACGGCAGCAAGGAGAUGUGGAAGAGGAGGCAAUAAAGCAGUUUCGGACGUCCCUUGUUGCGCGUGCCUUCCCCCUCCCCUCCCCCGGCCCUCCCCCGAGCCCUGCAGGUGACCAUGACGAUGAAAGGCCUGACGAGCAGCCGCAGCCAUCACCACACGGUGACCUGCGACCCCUCCUACGACGCCAUGACCCUGCGCGCCGAGCGGAGGCCCUACCGACUCAACCCCAGCGACACCCACCCGGCCGACCACCCCUACUACGCCCAGCGCAGCUCCUUCCAGUCCGAAUGCAGCCCCUACAGUGACCUGGCCAGCAGCACCUUCCCCCGGAGACACUACAGCUCACACCACGAGCUAAAGGAGGAGUGUGGGGCCGUGGUGCCCUACACCGGGGGCCCGCCCGGUGGGGGGAAGGGGGCCGGCGGAGGUGGGGGAGGGGGAGGCAACAACCGCAUCCCCCCCAACCUGCUGGAGCAGUUUGAGCGGCAGGCGCCGGUGCGACACGACGGCUACCACACCCUGCAGUACAAGCGCACGGCGGUGGAGCACCAGCGCAGCGACAGCCCCGGACGCAUCCGCCACCUGGUGCACUCGGUCCAGAAGCUCUUCACCAAGUCCCACUCGCUGGAGGGGCCCUCGGGGGCCGGCGGAGGGGGCAGGGUGAACGGCAGCAAGGCCAGCCCCGACGACCCCCCGUCCCACCAGGGAACGCUCAAGCACAGCAGCAAGCGCAGCAAGAGCAAGGACCGCAGCAAGUCGGAGCCCAAGAUGCGCUCGGCCAUCUCGGGCUACUGGAGCUCGGACGACAUGCUGGACCGCGAGAUGUGCCUCUACCACCCCCACCCGGGCGGCGCCGGCGGGCCCCCGUCGGGCGUGAUGACCAUGGGCCGCCGCCCGGACAAGUCGCAGUCGCAGUACUUCAUGGAGUCCUACAACACCAUCAGCGCCCACUCGCUCAAGACGUCGCGCAGCAACAACGACGUCAAGUGCUCCACUUGCGCCGGCGGCCUGGCGUCGGGGCUGAUGGGCGGGCUGGAAGGCCAGCUUCUGAAGAAGAGCUCCUGGUCCUCCACGCUGACGGUGAGCAGGGCGCGGGAGGUUUACCAGAAGGCCACGGUCAACGUAGACAAAGCCCUAGUGAAGGCCGAGGCGUGCCAGCAGGGCCGCACAUGCCAGUUUCUCCAGGUGCCCCAGGACGAGUGGUGUGGGGGGGGCUUCUCGCCCCUGGGGAAGGAGGAUGAGAUCCCAUGCCGGCGGAUGCGCAGCGGCAGCUACAUCAAGGCCAUGGCCGAGGAGGACAGCGGAGACUCGGACUGCAGCCCCAAGCCCUCCCCCAAGGUGCAGGCGCGGCGGGCCAGCUACCUGAAGGCCACACAGCCCUCGCUCACUGAGAUGACCACGCUGAAGAUCUCCACGGAGCACUCUCCCAAGCUGCAGAUCCGGAGCCACAGCUACUUGCGGGCGGUGAGUGAGGUUUCCAUCAAUAGGAGUCUGGACAGCUUGGACCCAGCGGGGCUGCUGGCCUCCUCACCCAAAUUCCGCUCGCGAAACGAGAGCUACAUGCGAGCUAUGAGCACCAUCAGCCAGGUGAGCGAGGUGGAGGUCAACGGGCAGAUCGAGGCGGUGUGCGAGCAGGUGUUCAGCGAGAUGGAGUCCCAGGCGGUGGACGCGCUGGACCUGCCUGUGCCCGGAUGCUUCCGCAUGCGGAGCCACAGCUACGUGCGCGCCAUCGAGAAGGGCUGCUCCCAGGAAGAGGAGGAGGCGGCAGCGGCGGCGGCGGCAGGGGGGCAUGGCGGCCACAGGAUGAGAGCCAUCUCCCCUCCCAGGUCCUCCACCACCGUCAGGACCAUCCAGAGCAGCACAGUGUCAUCAUGCAUCACCACCUACAAGAAGACCCCUCCCCCGGUCCCGCCCCGCACCACGCCCUCCAAGCCCUUCAUCUCCAUCACCGCCCAGAGCAGCACCGAGUGCCAGGACGCCCACAUGGACGGCGGGGCCGUGCCGCGGACGCACCUCUCCUCCCAGCCGGGCCUGUCCAACUCCACGGAGAGCAUCGACAGCAUGAAGGCCCUGACGGCCGCCAUCGAGGCAGCCAACGCCCAGGUCCACGGGCCGGCCAGCCAGCACGUCACCAACAGCACCAGCACCAUCACCAUCACCGCCACGGCCGCCAUCGUCUCGGCCGACAGCAAGAGGGAGAGGGACGCGCUGCGCAAGUGCCUCUCCAUAGGCAUACAGGUUGAUGGUCCCGAGGAAGCUGUUGCUAUAGAGGAGCAUUCCAAGUUCCAGUCUGUCGGCAUCCAGGUGGAGGAGGAGAGAAGCUACCGGCGGAUGACCCGCUCCAACAGCGUGACGGCGGCCGUGCAGGCCGACCUGGACGACCCCAGCGACCCUCCGGGGACUCCCCUCCCCCCCCUGCGCCACUGCGCCACCAUGCCCCGGCAGCACUCCCGCGACGCCGCCACCUCCACCGUCAGCAUCCAGGGCUCGGGGAACCACUACCACGCCUGCGCCGCCGACGACAGCGACGGCGGCGGCGCGGGCUUCGACCCGUCCAUCCUACCCCCGCCCGACCCCUGGAUGGACAGCGUGGCGGGCGACGCCCCCGAGGAGCUGCUGCCGGGCGGGGCCGGGCGCUCGCUGUGUCGGAGGGACGGACGCUGGUUCCUCAAGCUGCUCCAGGCGGAGGCGGAGAGGAUGGAGGGCUGGUGCGGGCAGAUGGAGCAGGACGAGAUGGAGCACGAGCUGCCGGAAGAGGUCCUGGGGAAGAUCCGCAGUGCGGUGGGGAGCGCCCAGCUGCUGAUGUCCCAGAAGUUCGAGCAGUUCAGGGAGCUUUGUGAGGAGAAUCUGAGGCCCAACGCCCACCCCCGGCCUACCUCCCAGGACCUAGCGGGGUUCUGGGACAUGCUGCAGCUGUCCAUUGAGAACAUCAGCCUCAAGUUCGAUGAGCUCCACCAGCUCAAAGCCAACAACUGGAGACCCCUUGACCCCCCCGAGAUUAAGGAGAGACGGAUGGCUCCUCCUGUGCCAAAGAAGCCCCAAAAGGGCCACCCUCCCCUGGCUCGAGACCGCUCCCUGGAGAGCUCCGAGCGCCAGCGCCUGGAGGCCCGAAAGCGCCUUCUGGCCGCCAAGCGGGCGGCCUCCGUCCGACAGAGCUCGGCCACUGAGAGUGCCGACAGUAUCGAGAUUUACAUCCCGGAGGCACAGACCAGACUAUGAGAUGGACAUGCGCAAAUUCAACACACGGAGACGCACACACAGACAUGUGACCCAAACCCCAUAUGUACAGGUGUGCUCCAGCACCUCGACGCACACACAAACACUGUAACACAAACUGUGGCACUGAAUGGCUAGGGUAGGGCUUGUAAUAUAACCCCCGUCUUUGUUGACUUCCCAUGAACAGGGUGGGGUCUGUCAAGGUAGUGUUGGUUCCUCCACAAAUGUAUAUUUAUUUACCUAUUUAUUUAUUUACUCUCCUUUAGGGGGGAAAAAAAGUCCUCAGCUUUCAGCUUCUGCAUAGCACUCCCACGCCACUUUCUAUUCCAAACAUGUGUUUUGUGAUCCCUUCGUUCUCCAUGUUCGACACUCCGUUACACGACCUAUCCUCCCAAAGCAGGCAGGUGUAGCACUGGGGCGAGGCACAUAUCUCGUUACGGACGUAUUGAAUUGGCAGAGCAGGAGACGGAAGGGUGAGAUGGACAGAGAGGGAGAGAGGGCAGAAAGAG